Molecule: messenger RNA, 8373 nt
Organism: Mauremys mutica (yellowpond turtle)
Lineage: Eukaryota; Metazoa; Chordata; Testudines; Geoemydidae
Exons: 10
Coding region: 6541-8211 (556 amino acids)
Cellular component (GO): multivesicular body; rough endoplasmic reticulum
Source: RefSeq, a predicted model, not a curated record
GUAUCGUGGGAAGCCCUGGACAAAUGCCCCCACAUUUGGAUCACUGGCUGUAUCUCAUGGCUCCAUAAGGCUCACUAAAUUUCAAGGCAGUCCAAGUAACUGCAUAGAUAUUUAGAGCACUUAGAAGAGCUGAGCUUUAAACAGAAAGCUGGUCUUAGCCUUAUUUCUACUGUAAAACUACAAGGGACUUGGACUUACACCUGCUGCUGCACACUUGACAGCUAUUAUUCUUGUUUUUGCAAAGCCAUGGGGCUGAAGUCAGUUGAUGCUACUGCAACCCAUGUACUCAUCCAUAACACGUAAACACCUAAAUGGCCAGUUAAACACAUAAUUGGCCACUUGUACAUACAAGUGGUUGAUUUGUAUAUGCAUUCUCAGUAAAUAUGCCCGCAAUUUAGUGUGUGGAAUAUUAAGCACUGAAUUGAAAUACAAGGGAUCAUAUCCUAUUGGCAGCUAAUGUUAUUAAUAAUCAUUUAGAGUUUCUCUUUCCUGAUUAUGAAAACUUCAUAAGCUUCAAAAGUACAAAGGAAAUCAGUAUAAAUGAUGCAGGAACUGAUCCCCCUGGAAUAAUGAAAUUAAUUAUCAUAUUAGUUAAUUAGUUGCUGUCUGCUGCUGUUAGGUUUCUAAGGGUUUUUAAAUAAUCUCUGUUAUGUUAAGCAAACCAAGAAAUGUAGUGUGUUUCAGUAAGCUAUGUCAGAGUUACUUCUGGAGUUGUACUGGCCUCAUGCAAUAACCAAGAUACCCUAAUUCUCUGUGAAGGGAUUUGUGAAGUUCUAUGGCUCUAUCCAUUCCCUUUUGUUUUCUUUCUGCUUCUCUGAAUCUUCAUCUUGUCUUUAUCUGGUAGGUGAGCUCUGGGGCAUUUUAAUCAGCUAACUUAAAAAGAAAACAUUCUGCCGAGUUAAAAUAAAAUAUCCCGGAUCUAAUUUUUAUAGCUAUAGCUGACACAGCCUACGCUACAGCAUCUCCAGUGCAGCAAUAUAAGGAAAAAUGUACUCACCAGCUAGACAUCAUCUGUCAUUCUAUUAAGGGAUCCUUGUGGCACCAUAAACCAUAAGUGCAAUAUUCAGACAUUGGGCCUUCUGCUCCAGAUGAUGACAAUUUUGGGAAAAAUCUCAGCCCCAUUGAAGUCAAUGACAAAAUUCCCAUUGACUUCAGUGGAGCCAGGAUAAUAUCCAGGAGGUUUUACCAUUGAUUUUAAAGAACAAUAGGAAUGGACCCUUACUUUAGUGAUGCUGCUGGAUCUUUUUUUUUUUUCCCCUUCCAUCAUCUAAAUAUAUGAUUUUUAAAAAAAAAACCCUCUACCUAUGCUUCAUGUCUUCCUCUUUUCAGUUUCUCCUCCAUUUGCUUUUCACCUUCCUCCUCAUGGAUAUAAGGGGAGACUUUCAAAGGCACAAAGGGCAGUUUAGGCACCCAGUUCCCACUGAAAGUUUGGAACCAAACUCUUAUUUGUGCCUUGUGACUUUGACAUUUUUACCCUUGAUCCUUUUCUACUGUCCAGAUUCACAGAUGAGAAUUUAAACUCUAUUUACCACCUGAAAAGUAUAUCAUGAUAAUUUGAUGAUAAAUUUGCUGACAUCACUUACAAUGCGCACUUCCUUCUUCUCACAUCUAACACUUCUGAAUGGUAAGAGGCUGAAUAUGAUCCCGACAUAACAUUAGGAUUGUUUACAAAUCCAAAUGAAAUGUUUCUUAUGCUUUCCUGGCCUACUGGCAUGUUAUUCGCUGAGUCAUUUUUUAUUUAGCACAGUAACUUUCUAUCAAAAUUAGGGAACGUUCUAAAAAAUAAGCCAGGACUUUGUUCUCUGUAGUUCCUGUGGAUAUUUCCUUCUGAAAGAAAAAAAAAAGGCAAGUAGAUGAUAAAAAAAUAGUUGCUAUAGCAAGCACCAUUUGAAAUGCAGUGGUUUGAGAGGCAUGAAAAGAAACGCUUCAGUUAGGUAGUGGCAAGAUUGCAGCUCCAAGUAAUAAGCCUAAAUAUAUGGUUAUUUGGCACUAAUUUUCCCUACUCUGAGAUUCUGAUUCUCAGUUGGCACAUUUUAUUAUCUGGAUGGAAGACCUUGCAAUAACAAUUAGCAAAAUUAUGAGGUAAUAUUUGGUGAGGGGCUAAGGAGACCUGGUACAAUAAGCAUUGCAAACAAAUCCACUUCUAUUUAGGAUGGGCCAUAUUUCUUUUGAAAGGAUUCCCUUAAUUAUUUUAACCUAUUAAUAUACCCCCUUUCCAACUAUGAAAUGAAGCUAGCUUUAUUUUUGUUUUAACUGCCCCUUAUAUAUUGUCUCAGUUAGGAGAUCACUAACUUAGACUAAAACUUUCAAUCCCACAAUCAACCAUCAAUGGAAAUACAAGUAGUUUUGCAUCUGGUGGGAAUUUGCAUGCACACCUCUGCAUGGUAAUCCUUUCAAAGGGUAUAGCAGGUGGAGCAGCUGGAGGCAAGGCAAUUAAGUGAUAAAACUGUGACCACUGAAAAUUGCAUUUCACAAAAUGAUAUGGUCCAUUUUUUUCAGAAGCCACUGAAAAGUCAAUAUUUCACAGUUGGCUGACUGUGCAAAACCUAGAAAAUCAUUUACUUUGGCAACGUUCAUAUGUUGCACUUGUUUGUGUGUGGUCGGGUUUCUCAGUUGUGGCCAGCAAGUGCUCAGUGAAACCCAUUCAAAGGAUGUGUAAAAAAUGCUGGCUUUUGCACUCCCCCAAUUCCCUGGGUUGGCUGCAUGACAGGUCACUCCUGAGUAACAACAUAGGGGAACCUUGUAAGUUACUCCAGCUGCCCAUAGACCCCAAGGGCCAGUACAGCAGCUGGGGAUCAGUAAGAGAUGGAAACCCUGGCCACAACCCUUAUGCCAGCUCUAUGCUGUUGCUAGACCCCUGCUGUAACAGGGCGGCCUGCCACUCUAAGAGCUGGCAGGCCUUGGACCAGUCAGCCCCUGUUCAUUUAGCCCUGCCCUGCUACAUCUUUGCAGGGUGUGAGACUUAAAAAGAGGUUGGGUCCUGACUGGGUGAAGAGUAGACAGGCUACCCAAUGUGAGAUAAGAAGCUGGAUUUGUGCUAGCCUGAGGAACAGGGAAAUCUGUGGGUAUGUCUACACUCCACACUACAUCCAGGAUCUCACUCAGGUAUAAGCCCUCUUCUGUUCACUCACAAAUCAGUCUGACUUGGGACCUAGGACUCUCCUAGAGGGGUGCAUCAGAGACUGAGUCCUGCUGUGACUCAGGUCCAAGCACUGUCAUUUUGUGGUGUGGCUGCAACUCAAGCCACAGACUCAAGUCAGAAGGUCUGCCUAGUACAGUACAGAUGUGUUAGCACAGUUGUAAGACCCAGCUCCAGCAAUUGUAAACCUAGGUUUACAAUGCAGUGUGGACUCUCAGCCAUGGGCUUGGAACCACUGAGUCCAGAAGCCUGGGCUUAGUGUGCAGUGUAAACACACCUGGGAAGCCAAAGCCUGAAGCCAGGAGGAAGCUGGUGAGGCCAGGUUUGGGGAGAUGUAUAAAGACUUGAGCCCAAGAGGAGCCUGAGGCUUGUGGGCUGGACUAGAACCAGGGAGGACUGAGGGAUGAAAGCCCAGCAGUUAAGGGCUGGUUGUAAGGAGAGCAGACAGGCUGCUCCAAUGUGAGGCAAGAAGCUGGCCUCAAGCUAGGAACUGGCUGAGGGCUAUGGCCUGUCAGAGGACCUUGGUAGGAUAGUAGACCUGACCUGGACGGUUGGGUUGAUUGGAGCCCAAGAACCAGUGAAUAGACCAUGUUGCUCUUGGGAGCCUGCCAAUAAGGAGGGGGGCUGAUGGUUGAGCCCAGUGGGGCUGAAAACUCUCUUGUUUUGAUAUUGUUUUGGGGCUCAAAAGAAGUUGAAUGCUUUAAAGUGGCUCUGCCAGGGGGCCAAGUCACCUCUAUGGCUGCAACUGGCUGAAGAUAGUUGUGGGGAAACUGUAAGCAGGAGGGCUGCGAAGCCAGGUAUUUCUGUGAGGGGUGCUCUCAGAAAGUCUGUUACCCGCCUCCAGUAGGGUCCUCCUUCCAUAGCCGGUUAGAUCAGGGUUAGGGCUAGAAUCCAGCUGGGGUGCAGUGGCCGCACUGCACUCAAGGAACUGAAUCGAUAUCUGUACUUGCAGUUUUAAUCACAGUGCCAUCUGGAGUUGUAUCCUCUAUGGAGAAUAACAUUAUAGGUUGGGUUAAACCUUUUUGAAACUGGUGAGGUUAACAGCUGCACUUCAUUCAGGUUAAAUGAAAGUAACUCUAGGGGCCUAAACCCAAAACACAAGCGUAUGUCACAGCCCCAAACUAAGAGAUAUGCAAGUCUGCCCAGAAAAUAGAACUAUGUGGGUGGAGUUUUGCUAGUUAUUGUGUUUGGGUAGAGGUGGGGUGGGGAGAGCAAGAGAAGACAGCACAGAAACAGACACAGAAGGAGCAGAAAGCCAGACAAAAGACUGACCAAGUAUUGAGUGUGUGGUCCUGCAAAAACCUAUAGAAAGCAUUGUUGGGGCUGGGGCUGGCAAAAAGAGGUUUGGAGCUGUGAGCCCCUGUUUGGUUCCUCCUGUGUUCAGGGAAACGAGGCUUUGCACAUUCUCGUAAGUAAACAAGAUUGUAUCAAAGGUGCCAGAUUCCAUAAUCAAUUUCUCCUAGUAACUGAAACAACCCAUAAGAUGCUGAAUUUUUGGUUAGCCACUCAGGCCAACACAAAUUGUAAUUGCAAAGUGUGUCAGACUCAAAUACAAGAUAGAUAUCAGGCUUUCAUGUGUAUAUUGGUCAGAAUCCAUAAACUGACUGUGCGUGGGCACUGCAACAGAAGCAGCAUAUAUUAACUGCUAAAACAGCCCAAUUAGCUAUCUUGCAUAGCAUUCAUUCUCUAGAAAUUCCCUGUGCCAAUUGAAAAUCGAUACACCUAUUUCAUCUUAAUUUUCAGCUUAUAACAUCAAUAACCACCUCAGCACAGGAUAUUUUUUGGGAAUUCAUUAUCCGAUGAGGUCCCUUGAUGGAGAUUGUAAAGUAGUUUCUCUUUGCUAUGAUAAUCAGGCUUGAACAGCAACUUGGUGAGCUUAUUUUACUAUAUAAUUCAUAUUUAUACCAUGCACUUUCAAUGUUCCCCGGCUCCUGGAUUUCACACACAAACAAAAAAACUGUUGACAAUGUCUUUGGACAUAUAUUGUACCAUACACUACUUCAGUAUCAGUGGGCCCAUCAUUUCCCCUGCAAUAGGCAACCCAAGGGACUGAUGUAAUGGCCUAAAAGGGCCAAUUACCAUCCGUGGAGUUGAUUAUCCUUAUUUUAAACUGACAACAAAUGCAAGGUGGUUGUUUAUGGGGCAAAAUAUGAAGCACAAACACAUGGUCUCAGGCAGUCUUGCCCAGGGCCUGUUCAAGCAUAAAUUGAUGGCUUCCCUAGAUAAGAUAGAGAGGGACUCUAUAAAGAUCAGCUCCUUGGAAGUAUAAUCUGUUGGGACACUUCUGUGAUUACUGGUGUGCAGUGCUUUCCAUUAAAAGGGCAGCAUUUACCCAGUUAUGAUACUGUGAUAAUUGAGAUGCCAUAGGUCAUUUCCCCUAUUUGCAAUAAUUAGUAUUUCCAAUACUGCUGUGAGGCAAUGGAUAGCAAUUACGAGCUAUUAAAGAUGGUUAGGGAGGCUCAGGGAUGGCUUGGUUUCAAAUUCAGUUUAAUUCAAACCAUCAAGCAUGGGGGAUAGGAUUCAGAGGAAAAAUAAUCCCACGUCUAAAUUGCUCUGUUUUGUCAGUCUAUCGAGUUCAUUGCCAGGCCACUGCUGUAAUCAAUGAUCUCACAUCAUUAAGGUGAGGCAGUGGGUGUGAAGAUUAACAAUGGCUGUGGUUGGGGAUUUUUGCCCACCUUAUGUUUUUUUUAACCACAGGGAGGUGAUUAUUUCAUUGUCCUCCAAUUAUGUAACCCACAUGAAAGAACAUGAAGUUACAGUUCCUCUUUUAAAAUGUGUUGCCAUGUAUUCUGCCCAGUUUCCUAGGAACACUUAUGUAUCUAAGUGUUGUUACUGGAUCCUUUCUUCUGUAGCUGUUAGGUUUAUUUAAACACCACUUUCAAAAGAAAUCAUUCGGGAAUUCAAAUACAUUCCUAGCUACCGUGCAGUGCCAGGUAAACAUAAGCCUCCACGACUAUCGGUCAGGUAAAGGCUUUGGGGGUUAUUAUGCUUGAAUCAUAAGCAGUGAGAACAGUAUGCAGCCAUCUGACUGACUAUUUUCUUCCACAAUAGUUUUUAGCUUGAUCUUUACUUGAAAUUUCAUUAUAUACUAAAACUUUACAUGUCUGCAAAUGUGGGAAACAUCCAUUGUUAAACAUUUGGUACAUGGAAUUAUAUGAUGUAUUUUACAGAAAUGAGUCCUGCCUGCCUUUGAACCCACAAAAGCAAGGAAAAUUCUGAGUUAUAGCCAACCUAAUUGUGCUUAGGAAUUGCAACUAAUAUGGUUUGUAAAGUUAUCCUUUUAUUUUUAAGAGCCCCAAAAGAAGGCUACAUGUUAAAAUCUACCAUACAGAGACUGAGUGGAGUAAGCAAAGGAUGAAGUUAUUAACUUAAGUCUGAAUUCACUUAAGCUGGCCUGAACAAUGCUGUCACUCCAGUCACUUCACGUACUUGCAGCAGUGGGUUUUUUUCUGGUGACGUGUCAUGCUGAGGAGAAGUGUGCAGGAAUUCCUGGAAUCCCUGGCACCCCAGGAGCCAAUGGAUUGCCUGGAAGAGAUGGAAGAGAUGGUAUGAAAGGAAACCCAGGCCCACCAGGUCCUCAGGGGCCACCCAGUGGCAUGCCAGGUCUUCCUGGAAGAGAUGGGCUUCCUGGGGUGAAAGGGCCCCAGGGUGAAAAAGGCAACAAGGGGGAGAGAGGGGAGCCUGGACCACAAGGCCUGCCUGCUUCUAUUGAUCCUGAAAUGCAAGAAAGCCUCCAGGUUUUAACGCAUCGAAUUACCAGACUGGAAGGAGUCCUUACUUUGGAAGGAAAAAUAACAGAAGUGGGGGAAAAAAUUCUCGCUACCAAUGGGAAAGAAGUCAAUUUUGAAACCACAUUAAAAGCAUGUGAACAUGCUGGUGGCUCCAUCGCCACCCCCAAGAACCAGGAGGAAAACAAUGCUAUUUUGGAUAUUGUGAAACAGUUUAACAGAUAUCCUUAUCUGGGUAUAAGGGAGAGUGAUGUUCCAGGUGAAUUCCAGUAUCUGGAUGGGAAACCUCUGAAUUAUACCAACUGGCGUGCUCGUGAGCCAAAUGGCAAAGGAGGGGAAAACUGUGUGGAGAUGUACACUGAUGGAGGCUGGAAUGACAAAAAAUGCAACCAGUACCGCCUCACUAUCUCUCAACAAAAAAGGAAAGCAUCAGUGCAUGUUGACUUUUCAAAUGUUCUUGCACAAGGCUUUAAACAUAAAGAAAAUCAAAGCAAAAAAUCAUUCAAGAAUUCACACUCCUCAAUCAUUUUUAAUUUUGAAAAUAAGCACUCAGCACUGGGUAGUAAAUACUCUUUGUUUUAUAGCUGGCCUCCAACAAUGUCGCCCCAAUUGUUUCACGUAGUCACAGCAAUAGCCUUUUUGCUGGUGACCAGCCAUGCUGGGGACCACCAUGAAGGAAUGCAGAGAAUCCCUGGCAAACCUGGACUGAACGAAUUGCCUGCAAGAGAAGGAAAGCCUGGUUUAAAAGCAGACCCAGGACUGCAAGCAGGUCCCCCAGGGCCACCAAGUUCCAUGAGAGGUCCUCCCGGAAAAGAUGGGCUUCAUGGGCCACAAGGGCCUAGGGGUGAACGAGGCGAGAAGGGAGAGCGAGGGCAGCCUGGACAACCAGGCCUACCUGUUUCUCGUGAUCCUGAAUUACAAGAAACCCUCAAAGGAUUCAAACAUCAAAUUGCCAGACUGGAAGGAGUCCUUGCCUUGGAUGGGACCAUAAAGACAUUUGGAAAAAAAAUGUUUGCUACCAAUGGACAAGAUGUCGAUUUUGAGACCACACUGGAAGCAUGCAAACAGGCGGGCGGCUCCAUUGCAUCUCCCAGGAAUAAGGGGGAGAAUGAUGCUGUUUUCCAUAUUGUGAGGUUAUUUAACAGCUGUGCCUAUCUGGGCAUUAAUGGGGAUGGGAUUCCAGGUAAUUUCAGUUUCCGGGAUGGAACAGCAGUAAAUUAUACAAACUUGCAUGCAGGUGAGCCCAGUGACAUAGGGGGAAAAAACUGCAUGGAGAUGUGCACUGACGGUGCCUGGAAUAGCACAAGUUGCAACCAGAACCGCCUCACUAUCUGUGAAUUUUAAUCCUUGCUCCUACCUUUCCUUCAAAAUGUCGGACAUCUGUAGGGUCCUUUGAAUUCUUUCUUUCAUCCACAAACAAGAAUCUGUUUUCUCAGCAUUGUAGUUAGUGACUUCUGUGAUUAUUCUGUAUGAGAAAAUGAAAAUCAAUAAAGUCAUGAUGCACUA